Ostrinia furnacalis (Asian corn borer) is the source of this 4491-nucleotide messenger RNA. RefSeq names its product probable serine/threonine-protein kinase nek3. The transcript has 3 exons. The record is from RefSeq and is a predicted model, not a curated record. Bases 289 to 4491 code for a protein of 1400 amino acids. NCBI's taxonomy places the organism in Eukaryota, Metazoa, Arthropoda, Insecta, Lepidoptera, Crambidae.
AUGAAUUAUCAAAAUACAUCCAUAUUUUGAUUUGCGCUCUCAUUUAAAAGUUUUGCUCAUACAGACAGGCACAGGCAGCCAUCAUACCAUUUGUAGUACGCGACUGAAAUGGACGUGCGAAUCUGAGCAAUUAUUCAUGAAUUAUAAAUUUAUUUGGAUUCGUAAAUUAUAAAUUUAUGAAUUGUAAAUUUUAAUAAUUGACAUGAGGUUAUUUGUGUAGUAUAGUGUAGUAGUGUGCACUUGCGUGUCAUCUUUCAAGAAGCUAUUCAAUAUAGGCAAUGCUUGGCUAUGAGUCACCAGGAGUCAGCCGACGCUGAUCGUCACUUCCACGGACAGCCUUCGGAACCGGACGGAGACCACGGGCCACGCGACUUGCCGUAUCCGGACGAUUCCAAUUUACCUCAAGACGAACUGGCGACUCAAGACCAGGGUGAACAAAAAGAAACUUCUUGGUACGGGAAAAGCAGUUGUUUUCUGCCUACGAGUUUCUUUGAUCUACAAUCCAACAUAGACUUUUUGAACGAGUGCUGCCCUCUAAGUAUUCAAGUGGUCGAUUGCAAAGAGCAUCCCUGGUAUUAUAAGAAAUAUAACUUGUCCUACACACAAGAAAACAAAUUAAACAUGGAUAAUAAUUCCAGUGAAAACUUACAUAAUCCAAUUACCAUAGAUCUAACUGAUUAUACGUGCGACGGUUUUCUAAAUAAAAAUGAAAUGGUUAAUAUACCCCAUAAUAUUAUAUGCCAAUCAAAAAAUGUUGAUAAGAAACGUAAAAUUGUUCAAACAAAAAACAUUUCAUGUAAACGAUAUAAAAGCGAUGCAGAUUUAGCUCUUAGUCAAGCAAACGUAUCUAAAUUAGAUUAUAAUUAUAAACAUAAUACUGGUUUGAUAGGUUUAAAAGUCGUAUCAUCUGAGCAACUUAACAAUAUAUCAUCGAGCGCAAAUACAAAUAAAACCAAAUUCACCAAAGUGCCAAAACCGAGUAAAUGCAAAACGGCCAAAGCUCGACCAAAGCCUAAACCAAUAGAAAAAAAUGAAACCAUUACCUCUGCUUUAAAACUUUUAAGAAAUUUAGGGACUACAAUUCACACUGUAACUAAUAUAAACACUGAGAGUAGUGGAGCAAACCCAACCAAUGGCAAUGCAAGCAAAAUAGGCUUUCUGAAGACUACAACAUGUGCUAAGCCUAAAUCAAAAGAAAAAAAUGAAACUUUUACCUCAGCUUCAGAAACUUUGGGGACUACAGUUCAACAGGUGGUUAAUAAAAACCUCGAGAAUGAAAGAAACCCAACCAGUAGAAAUGAAAACAUAAGCCUACCUAUUCUUCCCGCUACUAUAACAUGUGCUAAGCCUAAACCAAGAGCAAAAAAUGAAGCUGUCGUAACCGUUUCAUUAGCAGAAACGUUGGGGACUACAAUACAACCGGUGGUUAUUAAAAACCCCGAGAAUGGAAGAGACCCAACUAGUAGAAAUGCAAGCAUAAGCCUACCUGUUCUUCCUGCUACUAUAACAUGUACUAAGCCUAAACCAAAAGCAAAAAAUGAAACUGUUACCACAGCUUCAGAAACGUUGCGGACUAUAAUACAACCGGUGGUUAAUAGAAACCUUGAAAAUGAAAGAAACCCAACCAGUAGAAAUACAAGCAUAAGUCUGCCUAUUCUUCCUGCCACUAUAACAUGUGCUAAGCCUAAACCAAAAACAAGAAAUGAAACUGUUACCGCAGCUUCAGAAACUUUCCGGACUACAGUUCAACCGGUGGUUAAUAAAAACCCUGAAAAUGAAAGAAACCCAACCAGUAAAAAUGCAAACAUAAACCUGCCUAUUGUUCCUGCUACUAUAACAUGUGUUACUCCUAAACUAAAAGAAAAAAAUAAAACUAAUACUUCAUCUUCAGGAACUUUGGGGACUACAGUUCAACCGGCAGUUAAUAAAACCCCUGAGAAUAAAAGUAACUCAACUACUGGAAAUGCACGCCUGCCUGUUCUUCCUGCUACUGUAACCUGUUCUAAGCUUAAACCAAAAGAAAAAAAAAAUAAUAUUACCGCAGCUUCAGAAACUUUGCGGACUAGAGUUGAACCGGUGAUUAUUAAAAACCCUGAAAAUGGAAGAAACCCAACCAGUAGAAAUGCAAACAUAAGCCUGCCUGUUCUCCCUGCUACUACAACUUGUACUAAGCCUAGCCCAAAUGAAAAAAAAUAUUACAUUACCUCAGCUUCUGAAAGUUUAGGCCUUUUAGGCACUAUAGUUCAACCUAUGGACAAUAAGAACUUAGAAAACAGAGCAAACCCAACCAAUGGAAAUGUCAGAAUUAGCAAUAAUGAAACUCCUGUAUCUCCAAGUAAUUCAGCAGUUAAGUCACGUCAAAAUAAUAUUUUUAAGAGAAAAAAACAAAAAAAUAUGCCUACUAUAUCUCCAGUUUACAUAGCACAUUACAAAAAAUAUUUGGAACUUAAUCAUUCAAGUGCUUCAUUGAUUAAAAAUAAUCUUAAUGAACAAUCGAAGAAUAAUUUAAUUAAACAAACAACCCCUACGAGUAUCGUAGAGAGAGAUUCGACUAAUGUAGUUGCUGCAAGUGGCUCAUUUAGAUCCAAUUCUCCAAUAUUACCAUGCAAUAGUAAUUCAGAACUUAAGCAACUACUAAGAAAAGAUAUCCGGUAUACUAAAGUCGCAAAAGACAUAAAUGCACACUCGAUGAAACCAACUGUUACAAAUAAUGUAGUUUAUAAAAAUGAAAAUAUUAUUAUUACAGUGCCAAGCAAUUCCAAAAAUUCUCAGAAGCAGCCGCUGCCAAGUGAAUUAGAUAAAUUGACAAAAGGAAAUGGUGAUGAUAAUGAUGUGAACAAUAUUGAAGCAUCUAAAACAACUCUCCAUAGUGCAAUGUCUAAUGAUAAUAUGAAUUCUAUUACUAAAGAGAGGAUGAAUCCAGCUAAUAAAUUUAAGUUAACACCUUCAAAGAAAACCGAUCUGACAAAUUCUGAUAAACAUAUUUAUGACAAUAAUAACGCAAUGUCAGCCACUUCCAACAAUCAGUAUCACACACAUAAUGGAGCUCGAAAACCUAGCUUAAUAAAUCAUAACAGCAACAUCAUUCAUAAGUCUACUUGCAAGUCAAAAUCUUCCAACAGAUCCAAGACUCUGCCCGUUCCCAAUUCCCCUAUAGUUGAUGUUAAUAAAAUUGCAAAGUCUACCAGCACUAUGAAACACCCAGGCAACUUGUUUGACAUACAGGAGCAAAAAACCGGCUCUAACAUGAAUGAGAGCAUUAGAGCAAAUAUGAAUACGAAUGAUAGCGCAAUUAAUGGACAGGCUAUUUAUCAGCAGAACUUUGCUACAACUGUUACAAAUAUACAAGUGCCAAAUCAGGGAUUGCAACCAGGAAAGAUUUCUAAAACCGAGCCCUCAAACAAGAAUUCUGCAGCUCCAGCAAAUAAUAAAACUCCUGUAUCUGUGAACAUGCUAAACCAACCGAAAUUUUAUAGCCAUGAUAUUACAGUAAAUGGAUCCCCGAAUAACUUUACACGCAAUCACACAAAUGUCACUCAAUCAGCUGUAAAUAUAGGAUAUCCACAUAUACCUUACACUGGAGGGCAUCCCAUUUCACACCUUCCAAAUCCGUCUUAUCCACCGCCCCCUCUGCAGUACCCACCGCCCCCUCUGCAGUGCCCCCCGUCCCCUCUGCAGUGCCCCCCGCCCCCUCUGCAGUGCCCCCCGCCCCCUCUGCAGUGCCCACCGCCGCCGCCACCGCCGCCGCCUCCAACUCCACACGUUACGUCGCUGCCACCGCCGCCAUUACCUCCUCAGCACCUACUAACGUCACUCCAGCCUCUGUGGUUCACACAUCCCCCUCCACCUAUACCAGAUCAAUAUCAAAACAAAAACCAACCACAAAUCUAUGGCAACAAACCUGUUGGAGAAAUCGAGAAAAAUGAAACGAAUCUGCCCAGAGACGUUAACACUAUUGGGAGUCGUAAUGUGCCCACAAUAUUAAAACGUAAUGAUGUAAUUAUUACUCCUAUAAACAACAACAAUUUAACAUUUGAAAACCAGCAUGUAGAAGCGAAAGUUGCUGAUACAACUUUGAAACAGUCAACGAAUAGUAGCAAUGUAUUACUUCGUAAUGGUGAUAAUAUGCCUAAUAUUGAUAAAAGUAAAACAUCGAAACCUGGCCCUCUUUGCAUGAAGAAUAAGACAGGACCUUUCGCCGUCAAAAAAAUGUGUCUCGACCCAAACACAAUGGCACAGUCACAUGGUCCUCAGCCAAAUAGAGGCUACUCUCCGGCGCUAAGUCCGGAAAAUGAAAUAUUGGCAAGACUACAGGCACAAAUGAACCCAAUGUUAUUUCCCAAUGCUGACACAAAUACACCCACAAAUUCUAGAGCGCCAAAAAGCUUUAAAGGCCAAGCAAAGAAAUCUGCUAGGAAAUGUGAAAAUACGUGCAAGUCACCUAAAUCGUUAAACGAUAUCGUCAACAUGAGACAAGAGUAUGAAAUUUAG